ACCACCACCACCACCACCACAAGCAACCAGCUCUUCUACACCAGUCCCCACCCUUCUCUUUCUCUCUCCCCCUCUCUCCUGACGACCGACGAACCAUGAGUACCACCAGCACCACUACUGUGAGAUCAACAGCCGUAACGCCGACUGCCGACACCACGCUUCUGGAUGCUGCUACCCCACUGCUGCUCCACACAGAUCCAGCACUCGCCCUCUCAGCACUCGGCAUAGCCACCACUGCCGACACCAGCUCUGAACCCUGUCUGCCUAAGCCUAAAGCAGCAUCAGCAGAUGCGCGUCACGAGUCCACCAGUGCCUUGUUACCAAUAACAACAACAACAACAACAACAACACAAAGCCCUCAUUUGGGCAUAGUAGCCUCAAGUCCGACAAUGGCCACCUGGCAACUUUUGCUUUACUAUCAGCAAUUGCUCUUCCCGCCGCUCGUCAAAGACGAUGUUUUCCUUGGCCCGGCAGACAACGAGUCUGUCAUCACCGUCAACAGCUCAACCGACUCCAGCAGCAGCAGCAACAGCAGCACCACCACCACUACCGCUCCCUCCGUUGGGAACUGGGCCCCUACCCCUUGCUUGUCCCCCGUAACGUCCCCGUCGGACUUUCUGUGCAACCACGAGCCGCUUUUUGACGGGAUAGACGAUCUGCAGCACCACCAGCAGCAGCAGCAAAAGACGUUAUCAGACCAAGACGAACAAGUCAAAGUGAAUCUGAACGACGACGACGACAACGACGACGACAACGACGACGACAGCAACCACAAUGGCCAACAAGUAGUAGACCAAGUCCUUGUAGAACACGAGAGUGGCUAUGCGACACAAGUAAAGCACCACCACUCUGCUUCGCCCAAUCUUGAUUGGUACGAGUUUACUAAAGAGGACGAUGGUCAUACAACAUCAUCUGUCUUGGCUGGUUUGCCAACUCCGUCACCUACAGCUUCCGAGAAUGAAGCCAGUUUAUUCGACGAAGAAGACGACGACGACGAGGACGACGAGGACGACCAAGACAACAAGAACAGCAGGAAUACCAACGAAGCCUUUGAUAACGAGCCGCAGAUACCAUUCGAGUUCUUUAGCAGCGAUGACGAAGACGAAGACGACGACGAAGAUGAUGAUGAACUGUUGGGAUUAUCCUACUGCGCUCCUGUUGCCCCGCUUCUCUUACCACCUCCUGCCACAUUUACUUCUGCUGCUACGCGUUCCCUAAAAAGGAAGCGAUCCCAAUCAAUCGAUAGCAUCACGAGUUGUGAAAGCGAACAAGAGGAGGAAGAAAACGACGUCCCUGUGUUACAACGUUUGCACCGCCUUCGACUGUCCGAGCCAAAGCAGCAACGACGGCAACAACAACAACAACAACAACAGCAACAGCAACGAAAGAACAAGUCAAAGCCAGUUGCCAAGCGACGCGCCAAGCGCCAUCCCGCCAGAGGUCGUGGCGUACGGCCCAAGACGAUCGCCUGUGCUGCAUAUGAUGUCCAACAACAACAGCAAGACGACAACGACGAUGGAGUGCAUCGAACCAUCUUUGAACGCCUGACACAUGCUGGCAUCGACUGGUGUCGUUAUUGUGGUACGACCGAAGGCGUCAAUUGGCGACCGGGACCAUGGGGCAAACGCACUCUUUGCAAGUAAGCAUCAUUAUUCUUUGUUUUAUUAAUUCUCUCUCUCUCAAUAAACAUAAACGAAUAUGUAUACUGAUCAACGUAUGUUUAGUAAACAUGGAUGUGACUACAAGGGGUAUGGUAUUGCCAGCCGAUUGCCUCGCUUGGACCUGUCAGCCUUCAUCCAUGAGCGUCUCGAAGAUCGAAGACGGCCGGUAGUG
Molecule: messenger RNA, 1833 nt
Organism: Zychaea mexicana
Lineage: Eukaryota; Fungi; Mucoromycota; Mucoromycetes; Mucorales; Lichtheimiaceae
Exons: 1
Coding region: 96-1643 (515 amino acids)
Source: RefSeq, a predicted model, not a curated record